AUGCGGCAAGCAUUUGAGGACAGAGUUCAGCCAUUGCUAGUCUUGAACAAGUUGGACCGAUUAGCAGCUCUCUAUCCGGACCCGGAAGAUGCUUUCCAGCGAAUUCGUAGUAUUAUAGAGGAUGUUAACAUGCACUUUCUGAACUUGGUGGAGUCGGACAAGGAGGCUAAGGGACUGGAUGAGAUAGAUCCUCAGGAUGAAGCAAUGUAUGGCAGUUUCGAUCCUACCAAUAAUAAUGUUUUAUUCGCAUCAGCUCUACACGGAUGGGCGUUCGAUCUCCGAGCGUGGGCGGAUAGAUUGCUGCUACGGAAACUGAAGAUGUCGAAAGUGGUCGAUUCGGAAUGCACAGCGGAUGACGUUGUGAAGUAUUUAUGGGGAGACUACUGCCUGAAAAAGAAGGGCUUCGAGGCUCUCGAAGGUGGAGUGACGGGGAGUCGCACAUUCAUCAAGUUGGUGUUGGAAAACAUAUGGAGGUUGUAUGAACAGGAUGCUGAUAUGG
Molecule: messenger RNA, 499 nt
Organism: Perkinsus marinus ATCC 50983
Lineage: Eukaryota; Perkinsozoa; Perkinsida; Perkinsidae
Exons: 3
Biological process (GO): cytosolic ribosome assembly
Cellular component (GO): ribonucleoprotein complex; cytosol
Molecular function (GO): ribosome binding; GTPase activity
Source: RefSeq, a predicted model, not a curated record